UUUGCCUUUAACUUCUGAAAAUCGAGCAUCACUUGCGGGAAAGUGGCGCUGCACGAACACUCGCCAACCAAUAAUAUAAAUAUAUUUUAUACAGCACAUUAUUCUAUACGAGUUUGAACGAAUUUGCGGCCAUGUGGAAGCCUGGCAAGCCUGAUUUAUACGAGAAUAAUGGCGGCACUGUUUUGGCCAUUGCCGGAAAGGACUUCGUGGUCAUUGGCGGGGACACACGUUUGAGCAGCGGCUGUGCAAUUCUCUCGCGGACACAGACCAAGUUGUGUCCUCUGUCCAAGCAGAUGGUGGUGGCGGCCACAGGCUGCUGGUGCGACGCCGUCUCGCUGACUAAUCUGUUGAAGGUGAAGCAGCAGGGCUACGAGAACCAGCACCACAAGGUCAUGAGCAUCGAGUCCAUGGCACAGAUGCUCUCCGUGGUCCAGUACCAGCGACGCCAUCUACCCUACAACGUCUCCCCCAUUUUGGGUGGCAUCGACCAGGACGGCCAGGGGGCCGUAUUCUCUUACGAUUGCAUCGGCCAUUUCGUCCGUGAAAGCAGCCGUGUCGAGGGGACAGCCGUCGGCAUACUGCAGCCGGUGUUGGACAAUCAGAUUGGUGAGACAUCCGAGCAGCCGGCGCUAACCAAGGAGCGUGCCCUGGCCAUCGCCAAAGAUGCCUUCAUCACGGCCGCGCAGAGCGACAUGUUCACCGGCGACUCUGUGAUUAUCAAUGUUAUUACAAAGGAUAGCAUUAAGGUCGAGAAGAUGCAGCUGGGCAAGGAUGAGUUCUAAUUCACUCCCAUCGCCUUUUCCUUUAACACUCUCUCUUUCGUUUUCGUUGCUCAUUAAAUUAUCAUUUACAUAGCACUAUGAUUACUUUUUCGCAGUCAAAAACUGCAACUCACAAAUGCUCUCCAGCUGCGUCACCGGGAAGUGCAUCAACAGCGACAGGAUCAACUGCAACAUCACCUGCAAGGCGAAUCAGUUCAAGUGUGCGGCCUUCAAUACGUGCAUCAACAAUUAAAAACAAUUCGACGGGGAUUCGAGUGUCCCGAUGGCUGCGAUUAGGUGAACUCCACCUGCCCGGGGAUCACAAAUGCAUGCAAAUGCUAUGGCUGGGACUGCCACUCGAAUGCAUCAACGAGUGCGGUACCAACGAGUCGGAUUUCAUCGAAGAUCUGCUGCAUCGAUGGCUCCGCUACUGUUGUGGGCUUCUUCAAGACGGACUUUGUUUUUGAGACCCUCAUCAGGCCCAAGGACACGCUGGCAACCAUGGCAAGGUGUACAAUGCACACCAUGAAGAUUACAUUCCGAAAUUUCAGUUGUAAUGAAAAAUAUACUUUUAUUUCACUUUCAA
Drosophila pseudoobscura is the source of this 1347-nucleotide messenger RNA. RefSeq names its product proteasome subunit beta type-1-like. Lineage: Eukaryota; Metazoa; Arthropoda; Insecta; Diptera; Drosophilidae. Gene Ontology annotation, cellular component: proteasome core complex. Bases 132 to 782 code for a protein of 216 amino acids. The transcript has 2 exons. The record is from RefSeq and is a predicted model, not a curated record.